Messenger RNA from Candida dubliniensis CD36, 2130 nucleotides. RefSeq names its product Fre7p (gene FRE7). Lineage: Eukaryota; Fungi; Ascomycota; Pichiomycetes; Serinales; Debaryomycetaceae. The record is from RefSeq and is a predicted model, not a curated record. Gene Ontology annotation, biological process: copper ion import; iron ion transport; intracellular iron ion homeostasis. Gene Ontology annotation, cellular component: plasma membrane. Bases 1 to 2130 code for a protein of 709 amino acids. Gene Ontology annotation, molecular function: ferric-chelate reductase activity. The transcript has a single exon.
AUGAGAAUCUUCUACUGUUUGGUAUUGUUGUCGUUUUCCCUUAUAAAUGUCUCGGGGAUGAGUAUGUCCUAUGAACGAUAUCACGAUUAUUUGGGAUUCUACACAUGCAACAGACAAAUCAAAAAAUCAAUUACGUUUUGUGGAAAACUGUCGAAUUAUACUUGUUUAUGUUCAAAUUCCAAUUCAUUGGCCACUUAUGCAGGCUGUUUGAGUCACAAUCAUAGGAACUCAACUAAACAGAAACAAAAAUUAGUAUCGUUUUGUGCUCAUUACGGGGGAGUUGAAGUGGAUUCCAACUGGUACGAUAAUGCUAUUGCCAAUUAUAUGGCCAAUGGUAAAUAUGCGAGUGAAAUUGAGAAUUUCAAUAAAUCUGUCCCUCUCAAGGUUCCAUUCAAAUUCACCAAUAAAGAAUUGGAUCUUUAUGCUGCUGCAUAUGUGCAAUAUUUAAGUAAUUAUGACAAUGCGGUCUACUAUGGUGCGUCUUUACUAGGAUAUUGGCUCUUAAUUAUGUGUGCCAGCAGUAUAUUUUAUUGGAGUAAAUUCUUGUUUCCGCAAUUGACAAAACGAUUAACAUGCACGCCAAUCAAUAUUUGGAGAAAAUACAUCUCUGUACCAGCAACAUUCACAAAGAAAAAGUGUCAACAACAGAGUUGUUUCAAGUUUUUCGAUUUUUUGAUCCCCACCAGGUUUGAAAGUAUUGCCAUUGCUGGCUUUUAUGUUUUGGUCAUCAUAGUCCAUCUGAUCAAUAUGGAAUUCAUCAAGGGAGACCCGUUUCUUUUAAACAAAUACAGCGCACAAAUGAGAUAUGUUGCUGAUAGAACUGGGAUUGUAGCCACAGUUAUGAUGCCAUUGAUUUUCCUUUUUGCUGGUAGAAAUAAUUUCUUGCAAUGGAUAACUGGAUGGAACUAUAACACCUUUAUGACGUAUCAUCGCCAUAUUGCCAGAGUUAUGUUCAUGUUGAUCGUAAUACAUGCAGUAUGCUACACUAUCACAUUGAAACCGACUUAUACCCUGGAAAUGAAAGAACCUUACUUGAUCUGGGGUGUUAUUGCAACUGUCUGUGGAGGCAUCAUAUUGUUUCAGGCACUACUUUAUUUUAGAAGAAAUUGGUAUGAAGCCUUUUUGUUGAUUCAUAUUGUUAUGGCGGCAUUGUUUGUGGCUGGAACUUGGAUUCAUGUUGUUGAUUUCGGUUAUGUCUGGUUUGUUUACCCUACGGUGGCCGUGUGGUGUUUUGAUAGACUUAUAAGAAUUAUCAGAUUGAUUUAUUUUGGGUUUCCAGUCGCCGAGGUCAAAUUGCUAACUGAUGACCAUAGCGAAGAUGUUGCUUUAAGAGUAACUAUCCCCAAACCCAAGUAUUGGAAGUCUAUUCCUGGUGGUCAUGUGUUUAUUCAUUUUUUAAAACCUGCAUACUUCUGGCAGAGCCAUCCUUUUACUUUUGUUGAUUCUACAGUGAAUGAUGGUUACAUAGUUUGUUACUGCAAGAUUAAAGCAGGUAUAACACGUGCUUUGUAUCAAGCAUUGAAGAAUGCUCCCGAUAGAUGUAUGUCUAUUAGGGUUGGUGUGGAGGGCCCCUAUGGAGAACCCACUCCAGCUCGUUAUGCCGAUACCUGUGUUUUUAUUGCCGGUGGAAAUGGAAUUCCAGGGAUAUACUCUGAAAUUGUGGAUAUUGCAAAUAAACAAAAGCUGUCAAAAGAAGAAGGGUGUACACAGAGAUUAAAACUAAUUUGGGUUAUCAGAAAGUAUAAUAUGUUGCUGUGGUUUCACAAUGAGCUUGCAAAUCUUAAAAAUACAAAUCUUGAAGUGGUAAUUUACGUUACACAGUCUACACAAAGGGAUUCAGCAGACCAUGAUAAUGACAAGUUCACAAAAAGUUCUGACAGCUUAUCAAAAAGUGCAAAUGACACUGAUUCAAGUCUUUCAACUUUGUCGCAUGUGAAAUUUCCAGAUGGUAGACCUUGUCUUGUGGAUAUUAUAAAACAAGAAAUAACUGAGUCAAAUGGAUCUGUUGCUUUUGUUUCAUGCGGACAUCCAGCUAUGGUGGAUGAGAUACGUUAUCAGAUUCUGCAAAACAUUAACAAUGUUGAGAACAAAAGGGUGGACUUUUAUGAGCAACUACAGAUAUGGGCUUAG